AUGGAAUACGACUUUCACAUCUACUGUAUUUAUGGGAUUCCGUCGGCGAUUCUCAACUUUUCCCUAAUCAUUUGCAUUCUCAGCCAUAAAACCUUUUUCCAGGCAUCUUUCUACCGAGUUUAUGCCUUCACUUUGAUUGUGUACCUGCUCACUUAUCUCAAUACGUGGAUAACGCUAAAAUUGCCCACAUUGCGUGCCCUGGCCUCGUUCUAUGCCAACGUCGAGCAAGCGUUUUGGCCAUUUCGACUGUUUAUCAUGUUCCAAGGAGCCGCCUUUCAUAUCCAGAAUUUGGCUCAGAUCUUGAUGCAUUUGAACCGAUUCACGAGUGUCUUCUUGCCGAUUCGUCAUCAUACACUCUGGAGCCCUCGAAACAUCAACAUAGCCUUUUUCCUUGCAUAUCUCAUCGGAAUUCUCUUAUCAUAUCAAUACUUUUUCCUCAAUGGCAGCGUUUUUAUCCAAGUUGGCGCCACUACAAUCCAAGGAGCAGCCCUCAGAGAUCAAUACGCAAUUUCGGCAUUCAUCGUCAAAAUCAUGGGCUAUGUCUAUCCGCCGAUCUCACUUGGCCUAAAUAUCCUCAUCUUCGCCAAAAUGUUCCUGCUGAGGCGCCGGAAAAAGAGAGACGAUACGUGGAGUCGAGUCGAGCUGAAUCUCUUCUUCAUCGGUUUUUGCACGAUGAUCACCCAGCUUGGGCUGUUGCUGUUUCUCAAUUUCGGUCUUCAGUUUGUUGACUUGACGAUCAUUUACUUUGCGAUGAAUCUAGCCUCGGAUUUGUCAACCCUAAGCGAGGCCUACAUCGGGCUGGCCAUCAACCAACAAAUAAGGAGAAAAUUCAUUGAGAUGUUUCACAAAAUGAUCGACAUGAAAUCGAUGUCGCAACGCAUCGAUAUCACUCCAAGACCUCGA
Molecule: messenger RNA, 903 nt
Organism: Mesorhabditis belari
Lineage: Eukaryota; Metazoa; Nematoda; Chromadorea; Rhabditida; Rhabditidae
Source: the annotation of a GenBank genome assembly